CUCUCUUCCCUGUGUUCCCCCCUUCAGACAGGCAGAAUUGACAAGUCCUACCCAACAGUGUGUGGCCACACGGGACCGGUGCUGGACAUAGACUGGUGUCCUCAUAAUGACCAGGUCAUCGCCAGCGGCUCUGAGGACUGCACCGUCAUGGUGUGGCAGAUUCCCGAGAAUGGACUCACCCUGUCCCUGACAGAGCCAGUGGUAGUCUUAGAAGGCCAUUCCAAGAGAGUCGGCAUUGUGGCUUGGCAUCCGACGGCACGCAACGUGCUGCUCAGCGCAGGUUGUGAUAAUGCAAUCAUCAUCUGGAAUGUGGGAACAGGUGAAGCCCUCAUAAACUUGGAUGACAUGCACGUGGAUAUGAUUUACAACGUGAGCUGGAAUCGCAAUGGCAGCCUAAUCUGUACAGCUUCCAAAGACAAAAAAGUUCGAGUUAUUGACCCCAGGAAACAAGAAAUCCUUGUUGAGAAAGAGAAGACCCACGAGGGAGCCCGGCCCAUGCGAGCCAUUUUCCUCGCAGAUGGCAACAUCUUCACAACCGGCUUCAGCCGCAUGAGCGAACGGCAGCUUGCCCUUUGGAAUCCGAAAAACAUGGAGGAGCCGAUAGCCCUUCACGAGAUCGACACCAGCAACGGCGUCCUGCUGCCGUUCUACGAUCCAGAUACCAACGUUAUUUACUUGUGUGGCAAGGGUGACAGCAGCAUUCGCUACUUCGAGAUCACGGACGAGUCUCCCUACGUUCACUACCUCAACACCUUCAGCAGCAAAGAGCCGCAGAGGGGCAUGGGGUUCAUGCCAAAGAGGGGCCUCGAUGUGAACAAGUGUGAGAUUGCCAGGUUCUUCAAACUCCACGAGAGGAAGUGCGAGCCCAUCAUCAUGACGGUUCCUCGAAAGUCGGACCUCUUCCAGGAUGACCUGUACCCGGAUACAGCCGGCCCAGAAGCAGCUCUGGAAGCAGAGGAGUGGUUUGAGGGGAAGAAUGCCGAUCCCCUUCUCAUCUCCUUGAAGCACGGGUACAUUCCGGGCAAGAACAGGGAUCUCAAGGUGGUCAAGAAGAACAUACUGGACAACAAACCUGCCGCAAACAAGAAAAGUGAUCUCAUAAAUGCUCCAAAGAAAGCAGCCGAUGCCUCAAACACUCAAAACGAAGCCAAAUUGGAUGAGAUUUUGAAAGAGCUGAAAUCGAUAAAAGACACGAUCACCAACCAAGACGAGCGCAUUUCCAAGCUGGAGCAGCAGAUGGCAAAGAUUGCGGACUGAGCGGGAGCGAGCGGCGCUGGCCCUGCCGCCAGCCCAGGCACAUUCCAGUUCCCCAGUUCGGCAAGCAGCAGCCUGCAGCAUUCCAGUACGAGCUUUCCUGUUCUCCUAAAUUCACGUCAACGAGAGCCGAUGAUUAAAAGCCAAGCUUUUUAGUGAAAGAUUUUUUUUUUCCUGAUGUUUUAAUGAAUUUAUGUGACUGUGUCAAACAAGUCAAAAAGAUUAAGUGCUACUUUUACAAUCUUUUUUGUUUUGUUUUUUCCAGAUGUUACGAAUUCUUGAAAACAAAUCCAAUUCUGACUUUCAAUGUUGUGCCCAAAUACCUUGUUUUUCUAGAUAUAGGGACCAAUGCCACAUUGUUCUCCACCAUUUUUUUUUUAAAGUUGCCAAAAAAAA
Messenger RNA from Eurypyga helias (sunbittern), 1650 nucleotides. RefSeq names its product coronin-1C. The annotation marks the transcript as partial. The record is from RefSeq and is a predicted model, not a curated record. Lineage: Eukaryota; Metazoa; Chordata; Aves; Eurypygiformes; Eurypygidae. Gene Ontology annotation, biological process: neural crest cell migration; actin filament organization. Gene Ontology annotation, molecular function: actin filament binding. The transcript has 9 exons.